UUUGAAAAUACCCCAACCCAACCCCACCACUAAUGAGGUAAGACUGGAUAUUAUAUGCACGAUUAAGUUUAGGGAAACACGGUUGGGAAACGGUGAUGAUUCUUGAUAUUUAGGUGUUAUCUCAGCAGAAACCAACAACCGGGUCUUCCCCCACAGGAACCGUUUUCAGCCCCCACAACAGUUACAAACCGAUCUUCCAAGCUCCUUCCUCAUUUGGUCUUUCUCUCUUAAAUUCACAAAAAAAACCCCAUCUUUUUUUUUAUCUCUCUCUAUCUCUAUCUCCGCCUAGUGUAUGCGUAUGUAUGACGAAUUCUUAAACCAAGACAACGACGACUAAGUCAGAAAAGAAAAAGAAAAAAGAAAAAAAAAAAAACUAAAGAGAUAAGAUAUGGGAUUGCUAAUUAGGUCCAUUGAUUUCCCUUCUUCUUCUCUUUUCCUCCACCUUGUUGUUGCUGCUGCUUUAAGGGUUUUGUCAGGUAAUAAUUCUCUGUUGAAUAAGUUUAGGGUCUGUUUGUAAAGAUUAAGUCUUUUUUUGUCAUUAGCAAUUGUGUCAAUUCCUAGUUCAGAAUUUGUGAGUUAGUAAAACUUGUGCACCCCAAGAAAAGAGAAGAUUAUAUUUUGGUACUGUACUGUCGAUGGAGAAUCAUCACCCUUCGACCCGUUUGUCCAUGGAUUCGAGUGCCUCUUCUUCACAUGAUGAAUUAGACCUCGAGAUGAAUCGACAAGUAGUCAUAACUUGUCCCCCUGACAUUAAUUUGCCUUUGUCAGUUGAGCGUAGCCCUCCUCCGCAGCCAUGGAUUAACUCGGAACACUGUGAUAUUCUUGAUGUUGGGCUUGGAACCCAAGUAUACGAGACUGAAACUGCUCUUGCCGCACCUAAAGUUGGAAGGAAAUGUGCGAAACGCUUGGAUAGCAUUUGGGGAGCUUGGGUUUUCUUUAGCUUUUAUUUUAAGCCCGUGCUAAAAGAGAACUCCAAGGCAAAGAUGGUACGGGAUAGUAAUGGAUAUUCCGGGUUUGAUAAGUCGGAUCUCAAUCUUGAUGUAUUCAAGGUUCAGCAUGACAUGGAGAAUUUAUAUAUGUGGGUUUUCAAGGAAAGGCCCGAGAGUGCACUGGGUAAGAUGCAGCUCCGGAGUUACAUGAAUGGGCAUUCUCGUCAAGGGGAGCGUCCGUUUCCGUUCAGUGCCGACAAGGGUUUCGUUCGAUCUCAUAGAAUGCAGAGGAAGCACUACAGGGGCCUAUCAAAUCCUCAGUGUAUACACGGGAUUGAGGUCGUUCGGUCUCCCAGUCUCAUGGUUCUUGAUGAGGAAGAGCGCAAAAGAUGGAUGGAACUCACAGGUAAGGAACUCAACUUCAGUAUUCCAGACGAAGCGAGCGAUUACAGUUCAUGGAGAAACCUCCCCAACACGGAAUUUGAGCUUGAACGACCACUCCCGUCGAUCAAGAGUAAUUCGCAUUCCAAUCCGAAGAAACUGGCAAAUGGAUCAGGGCUUAAUUUGUUAACUCAGCCAUCCAGUCACAGCAACGGGGACGCAAUGGAUCUACUACCUGCCAAUGGCAGCAAAAGGAAAAAGGAUUUCUUCCCUCACGGAAAUAAUGAAGACGAGUGUUAUCUGCAAGUAAAUCCUCCUUCCUAUCAAACUCCUGAUCUUGAAGUUCACCCAACUGAACCGCAGUGGUUACAUGACUUCAGUGGGGUGAUGAGGGAUGUGUACGGGCCUGUCACAGCUGCAAAAAGCAUAUAUGAAGAUGAACAAGGUUUCUUAAUCGUACUCAGCUUGCCAUUUGUAGAUCUUCAAAGGGUGAAAGUUUCCUGGCGAAACACGCUCACACACGGGAUAAUAAAGGUGUCUUGUUUAAGCACAUCUCGGAUGCCAUUCAUCAACAGACAGAACAGAACUUUCAAGCUUGACGAUUCAUCCUCAGAACACUGCCCUCCAGGGGAGUUUGUCAGGGAAAUUCCUCUCUCAACCAGAAUUCCGGAAGAUGCUAAAAUUGAAGCGUAUUAUGAUGAAUCGGGAACUGUGCUCGAGAUGUUGGUGCCAAAACUUUGUGAAGGGCCUGAAGAACAUGAAGUUCGUGUUUGCCUCCGUCCUCACCUUGGGGGAAACGACCUCAUGUUGACCUAAAGAAGUGGAGAUGGAACGUAAUGUUGGCUGUUAGGGAGGGUGCUUCAUUAUGCACCAACUUAGUUUUCAUAUAAUGUGGUCUUAUGCAACUGUAUGAUGUUAUAUUCGAUUUGCAUGCACUAGGUGUUGUUGGUAGGUUUUCUAGACUAGCUUUAGCUUCUGUUGCAACACUAUUUGCUUUGAAAUUUGAUGCCUGUUUUUUAAGUAGAUAGUAGGAGUAAUUGAUAUUUUGGUAGGUUCUAGAGUUGCUUGAAACUCGAUGCCAGUUUACCACUCUUAUGAAAGGUUGAAAGAGGAACAGGACAUUAUGUUGUGUUA
Lycium barbarum (goji berry) is the source of this 2444-nucleotide messenger RNA. RefSeq lists its product as uncharacterized. The transcript has 3 exons. Bases 636 to 2126 code for a protein of 496 amino acids. NCBI's taxonomy places the organism in Eukaryota, Viridiplantae, Streptophyta, Magnoliopsida, Solanales, Solanaceae. The record is from RefSeq and is a predicted model, not a curated record.